Messenger RNA from Manihot esculenta (cassava), 378 nucleotides. Lineage: Eukaryota; Viridiplantae; Streptophyta; Magnoliopsida; Malpighiales; Euphorbiaceae. The record is from the annotation of a RefSeq genome assembly.
AUGCCUACAUUAAAUCAAUUGAUUCGUCAUGGUAGAGAAGAAAAACGGCGCACGGACCGUACUCGAGCUUCGGAUCAAUGUCCCCAGAAGCAAGGAGUACGCCCGCGUGUUUCAACGAGAACACCGAAAAAACCUAAUUCAGCUCCACGUAAGAUAGCCAAAGUACGGUUGAGCAAUCGACAUGAUAUAUUUGCUCACAUUCCAGGCGAAGGUCAUAAUUUGCAGGAACAUUCUAUGGUCUUAAUAAGAGGAGGUAGAGUAAAGGAUUCGCCAGGUGUGAAAUCCCAUUGUAUUCGAGGAGUCAAGGAUUUGCUGGGAAUUCCGGAUCGAAGAAGAGGCAGAUCAAAAUAUGGUGCGGAAAAACCCAAAUCGAUAUGA